UGAUUUCCCUUGGAUGUUAGAACCUACUCAAAAAAGCCCAGUCCCCCCAAACACUUUCGCCCAGCGUUUUGAAACUUCUCCAAAGUUGCAUUUUAGGAGCCAAUCUCUCUGCCCCCCUUUCACAAACACGAAGAUCCUCGUCGCUCACACCUGUAAUCAAUGGAUUCAGAUGAGGGGGCCAGAGCAGUGGAGAGUUCUUCUGGAGCGGAUUUGGUUGUAUGUGAAAGAGAUAUGGUUGUAGAACCGUAUGAGGGUAUGGAAUUUGAAUCUGAAGAUGCUGCCAAGAUAUUCUAUGAUGAGUAUGCACGACAGGUAGGGUUUGUCAUGCGUGUGAUGUCUUGCCGUCGCUCUGAAAGAGAUGGGAAGAUUCUUGCCCGCCGGCUUGGAUGUAAUAAGGAGGGGCACUGCGUUAGCAUUCGUGGUAAGUUUGGGCCAGUUAGGAAGCCACGGGCAAGCACUAGGGAAGGUUGUAAGGCAAUGAUUCAUGUAAAGUAUGAUAAGUCUGGAAAAUGGGUGAUAACUAAAUUUGUAAAGGAUCAUAAUCAUCCACUUGUGGUGUCCCCACGUGAAGCCCGUCAAACAAUGGAUGAAAAGGAUAAAAAAAUCCAGGAAUUAACUACAGAACUGCGGAAUAAGAAACGGCUAUGUGCAACGUAUCAAGAACAGCUAAAUGCAUUUAUGAAAAUGGUUGAAGAGCAUAGUGAGCAGCUAUCCAAGAAAGUUCAAAAUGUAGUUGACAAUCUUAAAGAAUUUGAGCCAAUAGAGAAGGAGCUUCUGUCCCAUAGAUAGAGCCUUGGCACAUAGACAAUAGGAAGAAACAAUGACAGAAAAGCGAGAUGAGUUUUUGCGUCUUGUAAACUGCAAGUGAUGAUGGAGCUGCCCUGAUUUCGUAUCUUUGUUUAUAAGGGUGUACAUUGUAAUAUUAUUGUCUUUUUUUCUUUUUUUUUGGUGGGUGUAGCAAAUAGGAAGAAGAAUGGCUGGGUUUGAGGGCAUAUUUAAAGGGUAGAAGAUGAAUUCCUCAACCUUUUUAAGUGAUUCAUAUCUGCGAUCAUAUAGGGCGGCAUAGGUAUUUUAAAAAUUUAGAUAGAAUACCUGUUACUCUCUUUCUUUUCUUUCUUUUGCUGAUUAUAUCAUAGUCCAACUUGUUGAAGAUGUGAGUUCAGGUUGUAAUUGAUCAAUAUAUGACUUCGAUUUAUAGAAUCUAAACCAAUUGUAACAUGUUUACUGUUGAUAAGAUAUUGGAAUUCAGUGCUUUUUCUA
Molecule: messenger RNA, 1260 nt
Organism: Alnus glutinosa
Lineage: Eukaryota; Viridiplantae; Streptophyta; Magnoliopsida; Fagales; Betulaceae
Product: protein FAR1-RELATED SEQUENCE 5
Exons: 4
Coding region: 160-789 (209 amino acids)
Source: RefSeq, a predicted model, not a curated record